AUGAUGACGCGGAAGUGCCUGGCGGCAGCAAUGGCCGUCUUUUUCGUGAUCAUGGGCGCAGCGUCUGUGGCCCACGGAAAGAAACUGCGCAAGGUGGCCGUUCUGGCGGGGUUUUACGGAUUCGGUGCAGGAGUCCACUUGCUCGGCGGCUUGGGAGUACUGCACGGGCUGUACAGCCAUUACGGGAGCUCGAGCCACUAUAACUACGGCUACCACGACUUCCAGCACCUGCAUCCCAUUCCUGUGCCUCAUCCCGUACCAGUUCCCGUGCCCGUCCAUGUUCAUCACCUUCACGCGGCGCAUUAUGAUGGCGUCGGUUACCACGACGACUACGGCCUCUACGGGGGCCACGGAGGCUUGUGGUAA
This is a messenger RNA of Ixodes scapularis (black-legged tick), 366 nucleotides long. RefSeq lists its product as uncharacterized. The coding region runs from base 1 to 366 and encodes 121 amino acids. The transcript is spliced from 2 exons. The record is from RefSeq and is a predicted model, not a curated record. NCBI's taxonomy places the organism in Eukaryota, Metazoa, Arthropoda, Arachnida, Ixodida, Ixodidae.